UAAACACAGCAGACACCCUCAGUGAACAAAGCAGGCACCCUCAGUAAACACAGCAAACAACCUUAGUGAACAAUGCAGGCACCCUCAGUAAACACAGCAGACACCCUCAGUGAACACAGCAGGCCCCCUCAGUAAAAACAGCAGACACCCUCAGUGAACACAGCAGACACCCUCAGUGAACACAGCAGGCACCCCCAGUAAACACAGCAGACACCCUCAGUAAACAGAGCAACAGUUAAAUGUUUCCAUCAGAAUUCAGAUUGUUGUCACAAUGAUUCACAGCUGCUUCUCUGAAACACGACUCUACACAACAUGACUCAGCACGAUACACAACAUGAGUCAGAACGAUACACAGCAUGAGUCAGCACGAUACACAGCAUGACUCAGCAUGUGGUCCACGAGAUGAACGGUGAGGAUGGAGUCCAGCUGCUGAGUUUCUCUGAGGUUGAGGAGCUGAUCCACAAAGCUGACGAGGCCUCGAUGAUGUCACAGACCAUUGCCACGGUGACCUCUCUGCCGUCGGUGGAGGUCCAGGAGGAGGCGGUUCCUGGUUCUCUGGCAGAGAUCACAGGGUUGGAGGCCAAAGCGGGCGGUGAGCCGAGCAUGGCGGAAGCAAGCGCUGACCAGCCCGUCACCAUGGUGUUCAUGGGAUACCAGAGCGUGGAGGACGAGGACGAGACCAGGAGGGUCCUGGGUCUGCAGGGGACUGUGAAGGCGGAGCUGGUGCUCAUCGAAGACGCCAACGGGAAGACAUCACCUCAGGCACAGACACUGGCUCCGCCUUUGCCCGCCUCCCCUGCCCUGCCACCUGCUACCAAAGCCCCGGAGAAGAAGCGGGCGGCGAGUAAUGGGGAGACGGCGGGGGAGACAGCGGGGGAGUCAGCGGGGGAGCCAGCUGGGGAGGUGUCGCAGGUGAUGGGCGGCGCGGUGGAGGUGAAGAAGGUGAAGCAGCCGUGUAAGUGCUGCAGCAUCAUGUGAUCCUGCAGGGAGCGCCGCUCCCAUGUAUAACCACGUAAGAAUAAAACGGACGGAGACUUUCCAGGACAAAAGCUCCAACCACUGCCCUCAGACCUGCCCCCUCCCUAAUGACAUCAUUUCCUGUUUCUUCAUCCUCCUGUUUUAUAAACUUUCUUUACUUUUUCUAUUUUCUGAAGCCUUUUUACUUUUCUACUCCUCGUGUGUCUGCACGGCGCUACCACGCAACCAUUAGCAUUAGCAUCAGCCCUGCAGUCUGUUCCAUGAAGCUCCUCCCCCUCUAUGACAUCACUGAUUCUGGAGUCAUUUGAUUGGUUUGUACGUUUCAUCGUUUCUGGUUUUACAAAACAAAAUAAACGAGAGCUGACAGACGCAGACACGCCUCCCAGUCUGGAUCAUUACAACGCCUCCUUCACCUUCUCCUUCACCUCCCUUACCUCCACCAUCUUUAUCACCUCCUCCUUCAUCUCCUUCAUCUUCCUCUCCUCCUCUCUCUACAUUGAAAUGUGUCUCUUUAAUUGCUUGAGCUGAA
This is a messenger RNA of Plectropomus leopardus (leopard coralgrouper), 1507 nucleotides long. The record is from RefSeq and is a predicted model, not a curated record. NCBI's taxonomy places the organism in Eukaryota, Metazoa, Chordata, Actinopteri, Perciformes, Serranidae.